Messenger RNA from Gigantopelta aegis, 2784 nucleotides. RefSeq names its product neuropeptide Y receptor type 5-like. Gene Ontology annotation, molecular function: neuropeptide receptor activity. The record is from RefSeq and is a predicted model, not a curated record. Lineage: Eukaryota; Metazoa; Mollusca; Gastropoda; Neomphalida; Peltospiridae. Gene Ontology annotation, biological process: neuropeptide signaling pathway. Gene Ontology annotation, cellular component: membrane. The transcript is spliced from 2 exons. The coding region runs from base 590 to 1933 and encodes 447 amino acids.
UAUAUCAUUCAAAGCCAGACGAGUCUCCACAGCGUGAUAGGAAACGAAGCAUAGCACACUACGAAUUACUUGUAUAUCGGACUGUAUAUUCUUUGUGUUUUGACCAAUCGAUGCUCAGAAGUGUGUAUACUCAACUGGUACAAAUAAUCGAUAACCAAUUAGUAGGAUCUUUCAAUCAGGAGAAAGAGAGAGACAGACAGAUAUAGAGGAGAUAUGAUAAAUGUGUUUGUACUGUCCAUCUCGUAUAAAUGCUUGUGACUGCAUUGUUGGGUCUUCCCGGCCAGAUGGUAUAGCAUGACAGCUAGAUAAUUACCAAGCGAGUGACAACAUCAAUAUAAUUUCAGCAUCUACAUGGGUUUGUCUGCAAUUGUCGUGUGUGUUCUGUAAAAGGGAAAAUUAAUGUAUUGAUCAGCCGCUGUUUGUGGAUGCUGUAUGUAUGUGUAUGUUUGCAAUAACCGUUAGCAGAGAGUAAACUAUUUGCUGCUGUUCUUUUAAUGCGUGUCGCCUCUGCCGCCACCGCCGCUGCUGUUAAAGCUGUGGAAAAGGACAUUCGGGUGCCGUGGCAGCCGACGCCGACCAUCAGGGCAGAAUGACUCUCGCCGAGUCGAAAGCGACGUACAUAGAACUGAUUCUCGCCUGGCUAAUCCACAACAACGGGACGAGCAGUGACGUCGACUUCACGCAGCCGUACGUGCGCCGCUCGCUGCGCUACGUCUACCCGUUGUUCAUGUUCCUGCACGCCGUCGUGGGCGUCGUCGGCAUCGUCGGCAACAUCGCCAUGAUCAUCGUGCUGGGAAAGCGUAGGCUGUACCACGACCAGACGUUCUUCCUCCUGGGAAAUCUCGCCUUCUCAGAUUUAAUCAAGUGCGUCUUCGUGCUGCCGAUAACGCUGGCAAAUUUACUUAUUCAGAACUGGCUGUUCGGCAGCUUUCUGUGUUUUUUCCUCCCAAUGAUGCAAUGUUUCCCCGUGUACGCCUCCAUGUUGACCUUUCUGAUGAUUGCCAUAGACCGGUAUCGUCUGAUUGUCCACCCCUUCAAAUCCCGCCUUCCCGCCGGCCUGUGUACAAUAGCCGUGUGGGUGGUGGCGGUGUGCGUGGUCUUGCCUUAUGCGGUGUACAUCAAAUAUAUUGACCUUGGAGCAUCGCUGGGUGAACAAUUUGAAGGGGCGGGAAUUUGUUACGUCCAUCUUGAGAAACGAAUAGAAGAGUACAUCAGGGCAAUGUUCGUGACCUUGUACGCCAUGCCUUUAGCCGUGAUCGCGUUUCUGUACGUGAGAGUUUCGGCCGAGAUCAAGUCGCGAGAGUCGGCCAACAUCUCGGUGCACUUCGCGUCCAGCAGCGGCGACGAGAUCCCGAACAUGCCGGAGCCAAUCUCCUACCAGUCUUCGAUCACGUGGUCCACCGCUAACGGCGCGCGAAACUCGAGAAGUGAAAACGAGGCGACGUCUGCUUCCGCCGCCGCUGCCGCCGCCAUCGCCGUCGCCAGCCAGUUGAAACCGUACGAACACAACACGCCGGAGUACGACGACGACCUCGACCUGGUGAAGGAGAAACGGACACAGAAUUAUCUCAUCGCCAUGACAACGCUGUUCGCCAUGUGCUGGUGCCCGCUGCACAUCCUGAUCCUGGUGCACUAUUUCGUGCACGAGAACGACAAGAACGAGGGCCAUUACGACAUCACGUACAUCACGUUCGCCUGGUUCGGCUUCUUGUCCACCUGUACGAACCCGAUUCUCUUCGCCUCGUGGCGAAUGUCCUCGGCCACCAAGGAUCGGCUGCGAGGCUACUUCCGGUUCAGCAACAGGCGGCGCAGUUCUCAGCGAAGACGUCAGUACCAACACCAUUCGCGUUUUGUAAAUGGAUCACGUUUGUCGCCAGUGGAGGAGCGAAUUGUCAUGGACGCACACAAUGAAAGCGCUGCCAAUGAUGUCUGACCUUUCCGUGUAUGUCCAUCUCUUUUGAACUUCACAGGUCACUGGUAGACAAAUCACAGAGCCAUAUCAGAAAGAAAUGGAAUGGAAUUCACGAUUGUUACGUUAUUGGUGCCUUGUUAUAACACAGACACAACGUCAUACUAAUAUUUAGUAAAAUUACGAACUUUGUAUGAGUAAGAAAACAAGAAGAAAAAAAAAUAAUAAUAAAAAAUUUAAAAAAUAAAAAAUAAUAAUAUGGGAGUUUAGUAUUCUUUUUGAAUACUGCUUAGCUAUUUAUUUAUCUAUUUAUUUAUUUAUUUAUUUUCUGAUAGUUAUCAGUUUUCCCCAUCAAUUAACGUAUUACUCGUAUGUUGGCUAAAGUCGGUGACCUUAGUUUCUGAGGUAGCUUUAUUGGAUUGCAUAAAGUUAAUCUUGAGUUCCUAUAAACCAGGAGGACCAAAAACAUGUUGUUUGGGUUAAAACAUGAUGUUUUAAACAGAACUUUGUCAGCGAUAUAUACGUUAACAGUAAAAGUAUAAUAACCGAACAUAUUUUACAUGAGCUAACAGGCCUAACUACGGUCAGCGGCUUAAACUGUCAGCAGAAGGUUGGCUCGUAGAAGUCGUUUUCGACGAAAAUCGAGUUGUAAGAGCGCGCAGACUAGCAACUGGACAGUCGUAGAAAGUGAUGGCAGUUGGUAGUCUUAGACUAGCAUUAGUUGUUUCGUAUACUCCGCACAAAACGUUAAGCAACACCCACCUCUAAACACAACUUGUAGCAAGGUAUUGUUAAUUGAUAUUUCAUUUUCAUACUUCAGUGGUUGUUGCUUAAAGGUACAUUCCCGAAUUUGCUGCAAUUUUAAAGAUGUUAUC